Porites lobata is the source of this 2478-nucleotide messenger RNA. The record is from the annotation of a GenBank genome assembly. NCBI's taxonomy places the organism in Eukaryota, Metazoa, Cnidaria, Anthozoa, Scleractinia, Poritidae.
ACAAGGGACACAAGGGGACACAAAAGACACAGGGGACACAAAGCACACAAGAGGAAACAUGGGACACAAGGGACACAAGUGGAAAUAAGGGACACAGGGGACACAAAGGGAGACAGGGACAUAAUUGAAGACCAGGGACACAGAGGACACAGGGGACACGUGAGACAAGGGGACACAACGGACACAGGGGACACAAUAGACAAAAGGGACACAGGGAACCCAAGGAGAUACAGGAGUCACAAGUUACACAGGGGACACAAGGGACACAGCAGACACAAAGGACAUAGGAGACACAGGGGCACAAGGGACACAGGGAAACAAAAUGGAGGCAGGGGACUUAGGGAACACAAGGGAGACAGGGAAGACAGGAGACAAUCAACUCAAGGGGACACAUGGGACACAAGGGGAAACCAGGUAUGCAGGGGUCACAAGGGACACGGGGGACACAAGUGACACAGGCGACUCUAGGGACUCAGGGGACACAGGGAACACAAGGGACACAGGGGACACAAAAGUACAAAAGGGAUGCAAGGAGACACAAGCAACACAAGGGACACAAAGGGACACAGGGUACACAAGGGAUACAAGGGAUACUAGGGGACACAAGGGAGACAGGAGACUCAGUGCACACAAGGGACACAGCGGACACAAGGGACAUAGGAGACAGAGGGGACACAGGGAACACAGGGUACACAAAGGAAUAGAGGGGAGACAAGGAGACAAGAGACGCAGGGGACACGGGGAAACACAAGGGAGUCAGGGGACUCAGGGGACACAAUUGAAAACAAGGGAGACUGGAGACACAGUCAACACAAGGGGACACAGGGGAGACAAGGGGACACCAGGUACACAGGGGUCACAAGGGACAGGGGACAAAACUUGACCUAGGGGACACAAGGGAGGCAGAGGACAGAACUGACACACUGGACUAUAGGGACUUAGAGGACACAAAGGAACACAGGGGACAGAAAGGUACAAAAGGGACACAAGGGAACACAGGGAACACAAAGAAACAGAAAGGUAGCAGGGGACACAAGGGGUCAUGGGCGACACAAGGGGACAUUGGGAACACAGGUAUUACAACGGACACAAUAGGGCACAUGGGACACAAGGGGGCAAAAGGAACACAAGGGUACACUGGGGACACAAGGGAUACAAGGGACACAAGGGGACAAAAGCAAUACAGGAGACUCAUGGCACACAAGGGACAUAGGGGCUCCAUGGGACACUGGAGACACAAGGGACACAGGGGACAAAGGAGACACAAGGGACACAAGGGGACACAUGGGAUGCAGGGGACUUAUGGGACACAAGGAACACAGGGGACACAAGAGACAUAGGGGACACAGGGAACAAAGAGGACACCGGGAACACAUGUGUUACAAGGGACGUAAGUUGACCCAAGGAACACAGGGGACACAAGAAACAAAGGGGAUCCAGGGGACACAAGGGACACGAUGGACACAGGGCAGAGAAGAGACCCAAUGGACACAGGGUCACUUGGGGACACAAGAGACACAAUGGGAUACAAGGGACGCAAGGGGACACAAGGGACACAGGAGACUCAGGGCACACAAGGGACACAAGGGACACAGGGGCUCCAUGGGACACAAGGGACACAGGGGACAGAAGGGACACAAGGGGACACAUUAGACGCAGGUGACACAACUGGAACAAAGAAACAAAAAGGUACACAGGGGACACAAGGGGAUAUAGGGAACACAAGGGAUACAGGGGACAGAAAGGACAAAGGGUCUCCAUGGAACACAGGAGACACAGGGGACACAAGGGACAGAGGGUCUCCAUGGGACACAGGAGACACAAGGGACACAAGGGGACACAUGGGACGGAGGUGACACGAGGGACACAGGAGACAAGGGACACAAAGGGACAUAGGGGACACAAGGGAUACAGGAGAGUCAUGGAACAGAGGGAACACAAGGGACACAUUAGACACAAGGAAGACAGGGGACACAAGGCACACAAGAGGACACAUAGGACCAAGGAGUCACAAGGGAGACAAGGGGACAUAAGAGACACAGGGGACACAGAGGACAUAAAGGGACACUGGGGAUACAUGGGACACAGGGGACACAGGAAACUCAAAGGGACACAGGGGACACAACGGACACAUGGGACACAAAGGUACAAAAGGGACACAAGGGGACACAGGGAACACAAAGGGAUACAGGGGACACAAAUAUACACAGGGUCACAAGAAUACACGCGGAACACAAAGGGACAUAGGGAACACAAGGGAUACAUGGGACACAAAGGGACACAGAGUACACAAAGGGACUAAGGUGGACACAAGGGGACACAGGGAAGACAAGAGACACAGGGGAGAGAAAGGGACACAGAGAACACAGGGGACACAGGGAAGACAAGAGACACAGGGCAGAGAAAGGGACACAGAGGACACAGGGGACACAAAGGGACACAGGGGACACAAGGGGGCACAAGGGACACAGGGGGCAC